AUGAGACCAUCCGUACUUCCGCGACAUCUCAGUCGCCGCAUAAGCCCCUUAUCACCAUCGCGAUCCCUCGCAACCCCGUCGCAAUAUCUCCAACGACCGACCAUACCAUCGACAUCACCAACCACUAGAACGUCACAUUUACCAUACCUCGAAACACUCCGACCCCUCCAUCUCCCUUCCAUAUCUUCCCUACUUUCAAACAAUAGUAACGGCAGCAAUAACAAUAACAACAAUGGCCGCACCCUUACCGCCACCCGCACCCUUCCCUACGCCCCCGAAUCCCUCUACCAAGUGAUCUCAUCGGUGGAAUCCUACUCCCAAUUCCUCCCCUUCCUCACAGCCUCAACGGUGACUCACCGCGAUCCAGAAACAGGGUAUCCCACCCGCGCCUUCCUGACUGUCGGGUACGGGCCAUUGAGCGAAACCUUCACGUCCCGGGUUGAUUGCGACCGGAGCCGAUGGAUUGUCGAAGCGCGCAGCGGGGCUAAGUUCGGGAUUGAUUCGAAAGACGGACAGGCGGGUGGGAACUUCCCGGGGGCGAAUGAGGGUAUUUUCGAAUACUUGAGCACGAAAUGGGAGCUGGUGCCGUUGGAGAGUGAGAGGCCGAUGACGAAAGUUGACUUGGAGAUUCGUUUCGAGUUCCGAAAUCAGUUGCAUGCGGCUAUGAUGAGUGCUGUUGAAGGGCAGAUGGCUGGGGUUAUGAUUGAGGCCUUCGAGAAGAGGAUUAGAGAUAUUGAGGGGAGGAGGUAG
Messenger RNA from Aspergillus oryzae RIB40, 750 nucleotides. Its product is annotated as ubiquinone-binding COQ10-like protein. Gene Ontology annotation, molecular function: ubiquinone binding. Gene Ontology annotation, cellular component: mitochondrion. The transcript has a single exon. NCBI's taxonomy places the organism in Eukaryota, Fungi, Ascomycota, Eurotiomycetes, Eurotiales, Aspergillaceae. Bases 1 to 750 code for a protein of 249 amino acids. The record is from RefSeq and is a predicted model, not a curated record. Gene Ontology annotation, biological process: cellular respiration; ubiquinone biosynthetic process.